Molecule: messenger RNA, 870 nt
Organism: Geosmithia morbida
Lineage: Eukaryota; Fungi; Ascomycota; Sordariomycetes; Hypocreales; Bionectriaceae
Product: Yip1 domain
Exons: 3
Coding region: 1-870 (289 amino acids)
Biological process (GO): vesicle-mediated transport
Cellular component (GO): Golgi apparatus; membrane
Molecular function (GO): small GTPase binding
Source: RefSeq, a predicted model, not a curated record
AUGUCUGGCAGAUCCGGCUACGACGCCGUGGUGGACGUGGAUGACGAGGGCGACCUCGGUCACACGGACCUCCAGGAGGACCUCGAAUUCCACAACUCCAACUUCAACGAGACUGCUCCCGGCGCGCGCAAAGCUCCAUCCUCGUCCGGCCUGCCCCUUCCGGCCACGGCGGCCUCGUCAUCCGACUCGUCGAAGAGGUACCUAUGGUCCAUCUCGUUCUACGCCCAGUUCUUCGACGUGGACACGUCAGCUGUCCUGUCGCGCUGCUGGGCGGCCCUGUUCCCCCGCGCCAACUUCCUCGACGUACUCGAGGGGAACCCAGAUCUGUACGGGCCUUUUUGGAUAGCCACCACGGUCGUGCUCAUCCUGUUCCUCGGUGGCACCGUCAGCCAGUACCUUUCUAUGAGAGACAAGGCACCCUUUGCCUAUGACUUCCGUCUUCUCAGUGGCGCUGCCGGUCUCAUCUAUGGCUACACCAUCUUCCUCCCCGCCCUCCUCUUCCUGGCCCUACGGUACUUUGGCAGCGAGCUGGCCAACCUGCUGGAGUGCUGGGCCCUGUACGGCUACUCCAACCUGAUCUGGAUUCCCGUUGCCCUGAUCAGCUGGUCGCCGCUGGAGAUUCUCAACUGGGUCUUCGUCGGCGUGGGCUUCGCCGUCUCGGUCGCCUUCCUCGUGCGCAACCUGUACCCCGUUCUCAGCGCCACGGACCGCCAGGCCAGCAAGGUCCUGCUCGUCAUCGUCAUCGUCCUGCACGCCGCCCUCGCCCUCGCCAUCAAGGUCCUCUUCUUUGCGCACGGGAGUCCCAUUGCCCGCGAGCCGGGGGAGGGUGGCCCCGACAGCAAGGGUGACGACUCUACGCCUUUGUUCUAA